AUGGAAUGUUCUUCAAGCGUUUUAGGGUUGGGAAAUAUUUUGGAGGAUAAGAAAAAAUGCUUCGUAUUAUUAGCUAGUAAAUCCCCUAGGAGAAUAGAGUUAAUGCGAUUAACAGGAAUAAAAAAUAUGUAUAUUUGUGAGUCAGGAUUUAAAGAAGAUUUAGAUAAAAAAUCGUUUCCCACUGCUGAAGAGUAUGUUAAAGAGAAUGCUUUGAGAAAAGGAUUAAAUGUAGCAGAACAUAUUUGGUUUAAUAAUAACAAAACCGAUGAUAAGGAAAAAAAUGAUCUAAAAAAUAAUAAUAAUACAGAUCAGACUUAUAAUUAUCAAAUGAAAUCUAUUAAUAGCUAUUAUGAUCCAUUGCCUAAUAUAAUUAUUUCUUGUGAUACUAUUGUUACGUUAAAUAAUGAAAUAAUAGAAAAACCUUUGGAUAAAAAUGAUGCUCAUAAAAUAUUAACAAAGUUAUCAAAUAACAUUCAUUGUGUAUAUACGGCUGUGUGUAUAUUUUUGUAUAAAACUAAGACACCUAUUACAUUUGUUGAAAAAACCAAUGUAUAUUUUGAUAAUUUACAUGAAAAUGAUAUUUCAGAAUAUCUAAAAACAAAUGAACCAUAUGAUAAAGCUGGUGCUUAUUCAAUUCAAGGGAUAGGAAGUCAAUUUAUUAAAAAAAUUGAUGGAUGUUAUUAUAAUGUUAUGGGAUUACCUAUACAUAAAUUAUCCAAAACUUUGGCAAAAUUAUUUCUUGAAAAUAAAAUUUUGUAUUAA
This is a messenger RNA of Plasmodium vinckei vinckei, 762 nucleotides long. RefSeq names its product septum formation protein MAF homologue, putative. Lineage: Eukaryota; Apicomplexa; Aconoidasida; Haemosporida; Plasmodiidae. The transcript has a single exon. The record is from RefSeq and is a predicted model, not a curated record. The coding region runs from base 1 to 762 and encodes 253 amino acids. Gene Ontology annotation, molecular function: nucleoside triphosphate diphosphatase activity.